Messenger RNA from Aureobasidium namibiae CBS 147.97, 1494 nucleotides. RefSeq lists its product as uncharacterized. Gene Ontology annotation, molecular function: protein binding. Bases 1 to 1494 code for a protein of 497 amino acids. The record is from RefSeq and is a predicted model, not a curated record. Lineage: Eukaryota; Fungi; Ascomycota; Dothideomycetes; Dothideales; Saccotheciaceae. The transcript has 3 exons.
AUGGACUUGACUUUCAUCUCUAUUCACGACCUCACUCCCGAUGCUCGUGUCCUCUAUUCCUCCGAUUCCAUUGUCGACGUCCUAGGCUGGACACCAGAUGAAGUUGUCAACCGCUCCUGCUGGGAAUUUUUCUGUGAAGAUGAACUGCCCUUCGCUCAAGCAUUCCACAAGAAGGGUGUCCAGAUGGACAAGGCCGCCGUUCUGUCCUAUUGCCGGGUGAGGAACAAGGAAGGACAAUGGACCGGUGUCGAAUGCUGUUUCACCGUCGUCUAUGAUGUUAUGAUUGUCUGCACAUCUGUCUAUCGAAGGGGGUUGCCGAGUCAAAAACGAGCCGAAGAAGCCCCUAUCAUACGCCGCUUGUUCUCAUCAUCACCGCGGGAUCCACGUUAUCACAUGUUGUCGCAUAUCUCAGACAAGUUUAGACGACCUGCCCCAAAGCCGACACAUGAACCACGAGCCGCUUUGUUCCUGAACCGCUUUACUCGAACCUUGACCAUCAUGUAUGCGACCGCCGGUCUGGAAGAGGUCAUCGGCAUCCCGGCCGAUUACAUGAGGGGCCGCAGCUUUUAUUACUGUAUCGCUGAAAAUUGUUUGCAAGACGCUAUCAAAUGUCUUGAGAACGCAAAAGCGAAUGAUUCUAUAGCAUAUCUUCGAUUCUGGUUCCGGGAUCCUCGCAUAGAUGAUGACGUCACAACACCCAUGGACGAGGAAAGCGACGACGAGAUGACAGCACAGAGUAGUGUUGACCAAGACAUUGGCGGCGGCGUUCACAUCAAUGAAUCGCGUUCAGGAUCCGAGAGCAUGGAUAUCGACUCACACCACAUUUCGAAUUCUCGGACCACAUCAGGACACAGUAGCACAGACGCACAAGACACGCAUUCGGCAAUAUUUGGGGACUCUAUGGCCGAGGAAUCGUCGGCGUCUUCCACGACUUCGCCCGAUGGAAGCGUCAGGCCACCUAUUCAGCGUGAUCCAAUCGAGCUUGAAGCAGUCAUAUCUUGUACGUCCGACGGCCUUGUAGUAUGUAUGAGGCGGGCACGACCUAUGAUCCCAACACUGGCACGUUCGAGAUACGAAAACGGUCUCUUUGCUGCUCCAUGGGCAACGGAACCCAUCCUACCACCAAUGGAGGCACGCCCACAGCAAGCAUUCGCCACAAAUUUCGCACCAUCACUAGGCCCGUUCAGUGCUCAAACAGAUCACGUAAGAGCUGGCGGACCUGCUCAGGACGACUUUAUGAAUUCCAUCCGGGACCAGGCUAUCUUCGCAUGGGCUUUAACUGGAAUCAACGGUGCACUCCACCAAUACGGUGCAAACAAACCAUAUGGAGAAUCACUACCACUCGAAGGUCUCGAAGUGUGGGAAUCCGACCCAUACGCACAAUCUGAGAUCUUCAGGAGUGAUUCUGGGUCAGGACUCGAUGGCAUGACGAAGGGUCAUAGUCCAGCACAGAUGUUUGGUGAUCCUGGCCUUGACGGUUACAGGAAAAGGUAG